Loxodonta africana (African savanna elephant) is the source of this 6364-nucleotide messenger RNA. RefSeq names its product carboxyl-terminal PDZ ligand of neuronal nitric oxide synthase protein. NCBI's taxonomy places the organism in Eukaryota, Metazoa, Chordata, Mammalia, Proboscidea, Elephantidae. The transcript has 12 exons. Gene Ontology annotation, molecular function: nitric-oxide synthase binding. The record is from RefSeq and is a predicted model, not a curated record. The coding region runs from base 69 to 2168 and encodes 699 amino acids.
CCGGGGUCUCACCAGCCCUUUCCUGCAGCCGCCGCCGCCUGUGGAGGAGCGGGUCCACCUCGGUCACCAUGCCCAGCAAAACCAAGUACAACCUUGUGGACGAUGGACAUGACCUGCGGAUCCCCUUGCACAACGAGGACGCCUUCCAGCACGGUAUCUGCUUUGAGGCCAAGUACGUAGGAAGUCUGGAUGUGCCGAGGCCCAACAGCAGGGUGGAGAUCGUGGCAGCUAUGCGCCGGAUACGGUAUGAGUUUAAAGCCAAGAACAUCAAGAAGAAGAAAGUGAGCAUUAUGGUUUCAGUGGAUGGAGUGAAAGUGAUUCUGAAGAAGAAGAAAAAGCUUCUUUUAUUGCAGAAAAAGGAAUGGACAUGGGAUGAGAGCAAGAUGCUGGUGAUGCAGGACCCCAUCUACAGGAUCUUUUAUGUCUCUCAUGAUUCCCAAGACUUGAAGAUCUUCAGCUAUAUUGCUCGAGAUGGUGCCAGCAAUAUCUUCAGGUGUAACGUCUUUAAAUCCAAGAAGAAGAGCCAAGCUAUGCGAAUUGUCCGGACGGUAGGGCAGGCGUUUGAGGUCUGCCACAAACUGAGCCUACAGCACACACAGCAGAAUGCAGAUGGACAGGAGGAUGGGGAGAGUGAGAGGAACAGCAACAGCUCAGGGGACCCAGGCCGUCAGCUCACCGGAGCCGAGAGGGCCUCCACAGCCACCGCGGAGGAGACUGACAUUGAUGCGGUAGAGGUCCCACUUCCAGGGAACGAUGUCCUGGAGUUCAGCCGAGGGGUAACCGACCUUGACGCAGUUGGGAAUGAAGGAGGCUCCCACACAGACUCCAAGGUUUCACCCCACCCACAGGAGCCCAUGCUGACAGCCUCGCCCAGGAUGCUCCUUCCUUCCUCUUCCUCGAACCCCCCAGGCCUGGGCUCAGGGACGCCGCUGUCCACCCACCACCAGAUGCAGCUCCUCCAGCAGCUCCUCCAGCAGCAGCAGCAGCAGACGCAAGUGGCUGUGGCCCAGGUUCACUUGCUGAAGGACCAGUUGGCUGCGGAGGCUGCGGCGCGGCUGGAGGCCCAGGCUCGUGUACACCAGCUCCUUCUGCAGAACAAGGACAUGCUCCAGCACAUCUCACUGCUGGUCAAGCAGGUGCAGGAGCUGGAGCUGAAGCUGUCAGGACAGAAUGCCAUGGGCUCCCAGGACAGCUUGCUGGAGAUCACCUUCCGCUCCGGAGCCCUGCCUGUACUCUGCGACCCCACGACCCCUAAGCCAGAAGAUCUGCACCCUUCGCCACUGGGCGCGGGCUUGGCUGACUUUGCCCACCCAGCGGGCAGCCCCUUAGUUGACCACAGUAUGUUUGAGAACUUGAACACAGCCCUCACUCCAAAGCUGCAGCCGAGCCGCUCCUUUCCCCACUUGUCCAAGUCUGCAGCCCCCAGCUCUGCUGCCCUGGGGCCUGUGGAGGCUGGUGGGCCAGGACUCUGGGUGGGCAGCAGCCAGCACCUCAAGAACCUGGGCAAAGCCAUGGGGGCCAAAGUGAACGACCUUCUGCGGAGGAAAGAGUCUUCGAUCCUUGGUGGUGUGGGUGUGAUGGAGAUCAACAAGACCGCAGGCGCCAAACUGGCAAGCGGGGCUGACGUGGCAUCAGGGGCCUGGCUAGAGGAUGAGCGGUCAGCCCUGCAAGAAGCAUUCCCACGACUGGAUCCGCCACCACCCAUAACCAAGAAGCGAACCCCUCGGGCCCUGAAGACCACCCAGGACAUGCUGAUUUCAUCACAGCCUGUCCUGAGUAGCCUGGAGUAUGGGACAGAGCUCUCACCUGGGCAGCUCCAGGAUUCCCCUCCCACCACACUUGCUCCAAGAGAGCUCUUCCCAGCAGACAUGUCCCAGCUAGAGGUCACCGUGGCAAUGGCAGAGAAGGGCGAGGCCCUGCCCAAUGGAGAGGUCUCCCUGUCAGUACCUGACCUAAUCCACAAGGACAGCCAGGGCGAAUCCAAGCUGAAGAUGACUGAGCGGAGAAGGGCCUCCUCCCCUGACCUCAUGGAGAGAAAUGGCCUCAAACUCAGCCUGAGCCCCAUCCACCUGGCUGAGCCCCCAGAGGAUGGUAGUCCCCCUCCUCAGGCACAGACCUCCAGCCUUGACAGUGAAAGCCCUCACCCAGACCUGCUGUCCUUCGAGUAGAGCCUUUUCUCUCCCGCUGAACACCACUCCCCUCUCCUCUGCUUCCUUGUCCACUGUGCGCCUGGCGCUUCCUCGCUCCCACGGCCCUUAUCUUCCUUGCACAGAACUGGUUCUCCCUUCAUGGGAGGUUGUAGAGCCAGAGCCCUAGUUAAAGAACCAGUGUGCUGAGUGGCAAAAGGACUCAGGUGCUAUCCGAUGGACUCGGGUACCAUCCCUGAUCCUAAUUUUCCAUAAGCUUCUCUGGGUGCUGGCUGCAGCCCACAGAGACUGGAGCGCCUCUACUCCCCAGCUUGCCCCGGUUUCCAGGUGAACUGCGGGACCACCAGCCCAGGAGGAUGGAUCUUACAGGAAUUCCCUUUGCCUGUCUCCCACGUGCUGUGCCUACUUCCUGCUCUCCUCCCUUCCCUUUCCUCCUUGCUGGCCCAGAGGCCCCCUGCGUGGGAGCUGAAUGAGGGUUGAUGGGUUAGGCUUGAUGAUGGGCCCUGACCUGAAAGCUGCACCCGGACCCUAACCAAGCCCAGCCACCGCUCCUCCUGAUCCAAAUACAGCACAGGUCCCUGGAGGUCAGUCUGCCUCUUCCGGUGGCUGGGACCCAGAGGAGAUGCUUACUGGGCCUGAGGCCCAGAGGCAGCCUUGUUGCCUGGGAUUCUUUAGGUGCUUCUGCUCUAGUUAGAUGUAGAAUACAAAGUGAGUGCACCCUGGGGGCAGAGCACAGCCUGCCACUGAGUGCCUGCCGCACAGCCCUGCCCAUCUGGGAGAGGCACUGGGGAAAGGGACGCUGCCACCCAUGGCCCCUGCACAGACGCAAAGACCAGGGCUUCCCUUGCUGUGAGAAGACAGAGCUAGGCAGGCCCCGGCAGCAGCAGUAGAGCACAAUCUGGUUGUGUUUUGGGUGAGGACCCAGGACCUUGGGGGUGGUUUUGGCAUUCAGGGAGCUGGUCCUGAUAGCACCCAGAGCAGAAGCAGUGGAGUAAGAAGUGAAACAGGACGAGAAAAGAGCAGCUUCUAGGGCUCAGAGCAGCUUUUGAGCCCUCUCACCGCCCCCCCCCCCACCUGAAAUGAUGCAAUUCCCAGGGCUGGGCAUGGCAAGCCUGAGAGGCAGAGUGCAGCCCGGCAGAUUGGAAUGUAAUAAAAACUGGAGACAAUCUACUUUUCAUUAAGUGGGAGAUGCUUUGCUCGUGGGCCUCCCAGAGCCCUGUGCCUCCCUAGAGGAGGCUCUGGCCUGCCUUUUCCUGACCCUGAUGCCACACAGUCCCAUCUGCUUCUGCCUUCAGAAUCCAUGGAAGGGACUGACACAGUUCAUCCAGCCCUAACUGGUGGCUGCCUCCUGGGUUAACCCGCUUUUGUGUUCCUGUCUCCAGCAGGGGUCCUGUCAUGCUGUCUUCCUGUGGCCAGGAGACCCUGCAAGGGCGUGACCCCAACCCGGGGGGCCUUUGCAGCAAGAAGAGAACAUCCUCUUUCUUGAACAAGGUGGCCAGUUCCCUAAGAGAAGUCUGGAAAAGCAUACCUAAUCAGGACAUGCCGUUGGGCAGUCCUUUUCUGGGAUUCCUGUCGCCUCCCCUUUCCUGUUCAUUCUUUGAUCUUCCCACCCAAGAUCCCAGAGCUCACCUCUCAGCUCAUUUCAUUACCAAGCCCUGCUGCUGCCCUCCCACCGCCCCUGAGAUACAGGAUACUCAAGCUAACUCUUCCAGAACUGGAAGCCAAAAAGGGUUCCAUUGGAGAGUGGGCCACCCUUCCUGCGUUCUUGCUUCUGCAGCCCUGUGACCUUCCAUAGCCUUUCCACCCCCAUUUCUGUACUGUGUUUUCCAUUGCCCCAGAAGCAAUGCUUAGCCCCAUGCUCACAGUGAAGACUUGCCUCCCCUUCCCAGUAAGGGCCUGGAGUGAGCAGGGCUGUUACUGAAUAUAUGCAUCCUGCCUUACUCAGACCACCUGUCCUAUCCAAAGCCCCAUCUACUUUUCUGUGUCCAUCUCAACGGCCUGACCUUCCUGUUGGCAGCUUGACAACCACGCACGAAACUCCCUUGUAGUCCAGCUUCUCAGUGAACAGUGCAGGGCUGAGUAAUGAGGAAGAAUGAAGGACCCAUCUAUCUCCACAUAAGGAAGUUGGGGCCACAGCCUUUCCUCCCUGUGACCAAACCCCUUGCUGUUGAGUUGAUUCUGACUCAUAAUGAUCCUGUAGGACAGGGUAGAACUGUCCGCUAGGGUUUUCAAGGAGUGGCUGAUGGAUUCAAACAGCUGACCUUUUGGUUAGCAACCAAAUGCUUAACCACUGUACCACCAGGGCUCCAAGAACAUCACAGGAUGUGAUAUCUGGCCCUAAAGGUCUGAGAAGCUCUUACAACUAGCGUAUGGGGUCAUGUGAGUUUUCCCAGGAUGCUUUGGGCUUUCACACAAAACACGCAGAGAUUGGGGUGGUGGUCAUUGUUACUAGCUGCUAUCGAUUGACCCCCAACUCGUGGUGACCUAUGCACAACAGAACAAAAUGAUGGCCUGCCCUGCGCCAUCCUCAUGAUGAGUUGCCAGUUGGGAUGGGGGUAGGGCAUGUAAAUACAUAUCCUGGGAGAGAGUCCACUUGACCUGAGCUUUCCAUACCACAAGCUCUGUUUGCUUCUUUGAUGCGAAGCUUAGGCACCAGCCAUAGGUACAGAAGUUGCAGGUCUGGGCUACUUAAGCACCCUGCUCUCCAGUCCAUACCCAACCUCUGCUGAAGCCCUGGCCCUCAGACACAGGAUCAGCAAACAGAUCCUACCACGUUGUCCUAGGAUCACUGCCAGGGUGACUGCAGAGCUCUUAAGACUAGUGUCUGAUACCAAAGAAGAGGGCUAGGGACCCUGCUCAAUUUGGCACCUCUGAUCUCUACACCUCAGCCAUCCCCCAUGGUAUAGGGGGUGAUGCAGCUACCUUGGGGGCUCCCUGAAGCUGAAAUCUGGUCCUAGAUCCUGCAGAUAUGGCUGGUGCUAGGGGCCAAGUGCCACCGAGAGCCCAGCAGGAACAACUACUGACCUUUUUGAGGGCAUGGGCUCAGACCACCUCUCCUAUCCAAAGCCCCACCUGCUUUUCUGCAUCCAACUCAAUGGCCUGACCUUCCUGCUGCCAGCUUGGCAACCACACACAAAACUCCCUGGUAGUCCAAAUUCUCAGUGAGCAGUGGCUUUGGGUGUCCCAGUCAAUGCAAAGGCUGGGUAAUGAGGAGGAAUGAAGGACCCAUCUGUCUCCACAAAAGGAAGUUGGGGCCACAGAGUCUUUUCUCCGCAUUACUCCCCCAACCUCACCAUAUCCCCAUAUUCAGCACAUAGCUUUACCCUGAUAGACCACAAGGUAAGCUUCUAGAACGUGGCAGGAGGGUAGUGUAUUCCCUGCAUGGAGAGAAAUGUGUCUGUGAAUGUGUUAUGUACGCGGAUGAUGUGAAGGCGGACAUGCAAUCUGUUGAUGACUGAAGGAAGAACAAGGGGGUUGGCCCCAGUUUGGGGGAGGAAGAAGAUUAUAGAUGUAUACUGAGUAUUUUCUAGAGAUUUUAUAUUUAUAUUUUUAGUAAAUUUCUGGUAGAAGGAAACCGCACAAUAAAAUGAUUUGGUUUGGUUUGCUUGUUUUGUUUUCUUCUGACUGGCGGGGAAUAGUUGGUUUUCUUGUCUGGUGGCGAGCACUGGCAUUUUGUUCUUGGGAAUCUGGGAGAGGAAAAUGGAGGAGAAAAUGUAAGGAAGAUGGAGCUACUGCCAAACCCCUGGACUAAGACCCGUGGGUAAGAACAGUCUUCCAGGAUACGGCGUCAUUUGCUCCCCUGAGUGACUUGUAGCUAUGAAAGUGAUCCUCCUCUUCAACCCUGCCCGAUCACCAUUCCAGGGACAUCAGGCCUGUGCACACAGGUAGGACCAUCCUCCUCAGGAGGUGGCAGGAGGAAUGCCAGGGACCAUGGGAUCAUCCUGUAAGCCAGUGGUUCUUAGCCUGGGAUCCAUAGCUCUCCUUCACCAAGUUGGGGAUGGAGCUGUGUGUGUAUGCAUACUUCUGAGAAGGACGGAGCUUCUGUCACAUUCUCAAAGGGACUCGUCACCAGUAAAUGUCAGUAAAUUACCCAGCGCUGCUGACUUAGGUACUUCCCCUGCACUUGCUUUCACAGGCCUUGUUCCUGAGGCUGGGCCGACCUUGAUGCCCACUGAGUGAGAGAAUGUGGCUUGCCAGGAGAGCUGGCCUGAAGCCUC